Messenger RNA from Episyrphus balteatus (marmalade hoverfly), 1974 nucleotides. Its product is annotated as glucose dehydrogenase [FAD, quinone]-like. NCBI's taxonomy places the organism in Eukaryota, Metazoa, Arthropoda, Insecta, Diptera, Syrphidae. The transcript has 2 exons. The coding region runs from base 106 to 1974 and encodes 622 amino acids. Gene Ontology annotation, molecular function: flavin adenine dinucleotide binding; oxidoreductase activity, acting on CH-OH group of donors. The record is from RefSeq and is a predicted model, not a curated record.
AGGUUUUCAGACAGUAUUCUGUGUUCUAUUUAAGGCGAUGAAAUUUAGAUUUUCUUUCAGUUAGGCAGAAACAAGUGAACUAUAACAUUGGAAUUCUGCUGAACCAUGAUGACUUUUGGAAGACAAAGAUGCUUUGCUGUGGCACUUUUGCUAUUUUUAGCUUUUGAACUAAAUUCAAGUCAAACUGUUGAAGAACUUUUUGAACAGGACGAAGAGGCUUACAAUCGUGAAAAAAAUAAACCUGUAACAUUACCAGAAAAUAAUUCCUUUGUGGAUUUCAUCAUUGUUGGCGGUGGACCAGCUGGUUGUGUAUUGGCUAAUAGACUUUCCGAAAAUCCCAAUUGGAAUAUUUUACUACUCGAAGCUGGUUCCUCAGAAACUAUCGUCAAUGAUUUACCAGUAUUGGCCUCAAAUCUUCCCGUAUUAACGCAUGCCAGUUGGAAUUAUUCAUCAACACCACAAGAAAACGCUUGUUUAGGAAUGAACGACAAUGUAUGUUCUCUACCGCGUGGAAAAAUACUUGGCGGAACAAGUAGCAUUAAUUAUAUGCUCUACACACGUGGUAAUCCAGCAGAUUUUGAUAAUAUGGCAAGAAAUGGAAAUGUUGGUUGGUCGUAUAGAGAAGUUCUUCCAUAUUUUUUAAAGUCCGAAAAAGCUCAAGGUAUCGAACUUCAACCUCCAUAUCACAAUCGAUCUGGUUUGCAGGGUGUUUCGAUACCAUCCUAUAGAACAAAACAGGCUAAAGCUUUUAUCGAAGGAUGCAAACAAUUGGGAUAUCCAGAAGUUGAUUAUAAUGGAGAAGAACAACUUGGAGUAUCAUAUGUUCAAUCAACAACUCUAAAUGGUCAUAGACACUCUGCUUCAAAGGCGUUUAUCGAGCCAAUUAUUAACAAACGGAAGAAUUUACAGGUCAUAACUUUUGCUCAUGUGACUAAGAUUCUGAUUGAUGGGAAUUUCAGAGCCUAUGGGGUUAAUUAUGAGUUCAGGAAGAAGACUUACACCAUUCGAACUAGAAAAGAAGUAAUUUUGUCAGCUGGAACUUUCAAUUCACCUCAUUUGCUUAUGUUGUCUGGAGUUGGUCCAAAAGAAAUAUUGACAAGACAUGGUAUUAAACAUUUGGUACAGUCACCUGUUGGUCAGAUAAUGUAUGAACACAUGUCAAAUUUUGGUCCAAUUUAUACAACAAACUCCACUGGAGCUACACUUUUCGAUACUCGUAUAACUGAAGACGCUAUGGAAAGAUUCGAAAAUGGUGAUCCUUCGACAAUAAUAUCGACUCUUGGAGGUAUUGAAGCUUUGGUAUAUUCAAAAUAUCAAACAAUAGCUUCGGAUGAUGAUCGCCCUAUGAUUGAGAUAUGUUUAGUAUCCGGUGGCAUGGCCAGUGAUGAUGGAUCAGGUUUAAGUGCAAGUACCAAUUUCAAACAAAAUGUAUAUGAUACGGUCUUUAAGCCACUAUAUGACGCCAAACAGGAACAUGUUUCUUUUAUUCCCAUAUUAAUGCAUCCAACUUGUUACGGAGAUAUGAGGCUAAGAAAUAAAGAUCCUUUUACUCCACCAAUUAUCAAUCCUAAUUACUAUUGUAACGAUGAAGAUAAGCAGGCUAUGUUGGAGGGUAUUAAGGAAGCAAUGCGUAUUGCUGAAACGCCAGCUAUGAAACGUAUCAAUGCAACUAUACAUGCAAUUAAGGUACCUGGUUGUGAAGAAUAUGAAUUUGCAACAGAUGAUUAUUGGUUAUGUUCGAUGGAAGUAUUGUCUUAUACAACACAUCAUCAAGUGGCUUCGUGUAAAAUGGGUACAUUUGAUGAUUCAACAGCUGUUGUUAGCCCGCAGUUGUUGGUUCAUGGUAUGUUCAAUUUGAGAGUUGCCGAUUGUAGUGUUAUACCAGGACCAAUCACAGCACAUACAAAUGCUGCUUCUUUGAUGAUUGGUGAAAAAGCAGCUGAUAUGAUCAAGAAGGAUUGGAUGAAUAAGUAG